Bufo gargarizans (Asiatic toad) is the source of this 2475-nucleotide messenger RNA. Its product is annotated as zinc finger protein 773-like. The record is from RefSeq and is a predicted model, not a curated record. The coding region runs from base 179 to 1720 and encodes 513 amino acids. Gene Ontology annotation, biological process: regulation of DNA-templated transcription. The transcript has 9 exons. NCBI's taxonomy places the organism in Eukaryota, Metazoa, Chordata, Amphibia, Anura, Bufonidae.
GUCCUGCUAUCAGCCGUUCUUUCUGUAUACUGGGGCCCCCGCUGGCUGUGGCCCCCGGACUGCAUUUGUUAAUUUCUGGAUUUUGGUAAUAAGAGUUGUCGUGUGGCUCCAGUACAAGGGGUCUGAAGUACUAGAAGCCUCCAGUUCAUCCAGUUUUCUCCUGAAUGACCCACCAAAGAUGGACAGGAAGGAGAUCAGCAGAAGAAUAUUAGACUUCACCUUGGAGAUCAUCUCCCUGCUGAGCGGAGAGGAUUACACAAUAGUGAAGAAGACAUCAGGGGGGAAUCCCAACAUCAGUGAGUUAGGAGGGUGGAGCAGAACCCCAAUUACAGAACUUCCCCCCCUGAUACAUGAGCAUAAGAUCCUCGAACUCGCCCACAAGAUGGUGGAACUGCUGACUGGAGAGGUUCCUGUAAGGUGUCAGGAUGUGGCUGUCUAUUUCUCCACGGAGGAAUGGAAGUAUUUAGAAGGACAUGAGGACCUGUACAAGGAUGCCAUGAUGGAGGACCCCCGGACUCUGACGUCACAAUAUGGACCCAGGAGGAGAAGUCCCCCCGAGAGAUGUCACCGUCCUCUGUAUUCCCAGGACUGUCCAGAGGAGAAGCUCCCAGAGAACCAUCAGGAUGAAAAUCUGAUUGAUAUUAAAAUUAAGAUUUUAGAUGAAGAGGAAAAGGAGACGGAUUUAUGGGGCGAUCAGCAGUAUGGAUCCAGGAGGAGAAAUCCAGCAGAGGGAUGUCCUCGUCCUCUGUAUUCCCAGGACUGUCCAGAAGAGACUGACAAUGUUCAGGGGGAAGAUCUGAAUAUAAUUACAGUGGAUUUUGAAGCAGAAGAAGAGCGGAUGAUGGGCGAUCCUCCGCGUAAGAGUGAGGUGGAGGAGGACCUUCCAGUCCAUGUGACCACAGGAAACCCCAGUAAGAACUGUGAGAGGAACCUCAUGUUUCCACUAAACUAUAGAGCAGGAGGUGAAGAUAUCAAGCAGCACUCUUCGGGAGGAAACCUCGUUAGACUUAACAUACAUUCAGGACCUCACGGAACAGAUGUGUCAUGUAAUCUGUUUAAUCAGAAGAAACCUCCCGAACGAUCACAGGUUUUUACCACAAAUACAGGGCAGAAAGGAGGUAAAAAGUUUCAGUGUGAUGAGUGUGGAAGACAGUUUAACAAGCACUCAGGUCUUUUUUCACAUACAAGAACUCACACAGGAGAGAAGCCAUUUCCAUGUUCAGAUUGUGGAAAAUGUUUUAAGCUGAAAUCAGAUCUUGUUAAACAUCAGAGAAUUCACACAGGAGAAAGACCAUAUUCAUGUUCAGUAUGUGGGAAAUGUUUUACUAUUAGAUCAAAUCUUGUUACACAUGAGAGAAUUCACACAGGCGAGAAGCCAUAUUCUUGUCCUCAGUGUGGGAAAUGUUUUGCCCGGAGCACAGUUCUUGUUAAACAUCAGCAAACUCACACAGGAGAGAAACCACAUCCGUGUUCAGUAUGUGGCAGAUGUUUUACAGAUAGAUCUAAUCUUGUUAAGCAUCAGCGAAUUCACACAGGAGAGAAGCCAUAUUCCUGUUCAGAUUGUGGAAGAUGUUUCAUGCUGAAAUCAGAACUUGUUAGACAUCACAUAAAUCACACUGGAGAGAACCCAUAUUCAUGUUCGGUAUGUGGGAAAUGUUUUACAGAUAAAUCAGAGCUUGUUACACAUCAGAGAAGUCACACAGGAGAGAUGGCAUUUUGACAUUAUUAAUGUGAGGAAUGUUUUAAAAGUAAAAUCAAUUUAGAAACUCAUCAGAGAAUUCACACAGAGAAGAAACCAUAUUCUUGCUUGGAGUGUGGGACAUGGUAUAAGAUGAAAAGGUUUUGUAGCAUAUCAUUAAUCAGCCGAUACGAGGGUUUAUUUCUUGUGUGGAAUCGGCCUGGAUCUGCCAAACACUCAAAUAAUGUUUAUGUGAGGGCAGCUGUGCCGGGGUCCAUGGAGGAGACAUGUUGUGGACAUGAGGAAGACAAGUAGAGCCUGGUCAGAGCAUUGGCACUGAAUUGUCCUUUUUUUUAUCUGAUAUUCUGGUUAUAUAAAGAUAUCACCUAUCCACAGGAUACAGGAUUACUAUUAGAUCUGUGGGGGUCCUGCCACUGGGACCUCCACUGAGUACAAGAAUGGGGGCCCUGUACCCCGUGGUGCCCCCCAGAAUGAAUUGCUGCUCCAAUUCAUUUUUAUGGGAGUUGUGGAGAUAGCCGAGUACAGUGCGCUCCAUCUCUGGACCUCCGAUAGAAAUGAAUGGACUGGCAGUGCAAAAGCCCAACUGGCUGCUUUGUUCAUUUUGGGGAGCACCACAGGGUAGAGGCCCCUGUUCUCCUAGUCGGUGGGGCUCCCAGAGGUAGGCCUCCUGUGGAUAGAGGAUAGGUGUAUAUAAGGUUACUUUCACACUGGCGUUUUGGCUUUCCGUUUGUGAGAUCCAUUCAGGGCUCUCACAAGCGUCCAAAACGGAUCAGUUU